UAAAGAAUAUUAUUUUGUUUUGUAUAUAAAGAAGAAGAAAGCAUGAAAAUAAGAACAUGAAGUGAAAUGGGUGCUUCUCUAUCAGAGCUAGAGCAACCACCAGAAACACAUCAAAAUUCACAGUCACAGCCACAACAACACCAACAUCAACCAAAUGAACCAACCAAUUAUAAGGAAUUAAGAUUACCUUCCAGAACGGAAAAUUUGUUGCUGUCUCCUCAACAUCACACACAACCCUCUACCAAUAGCACAAAGUCAGUACCAAAUGCAAAAGUUGUACUAAAAACUAAUGAGAGUACUCAAUCAGCAGCAAAACCUUUGGUCAAUCAACUAAGUUUACCACAUAACUAUGAGUACAUAUUGAAAGAUGCUGACUCAACUAUUGAUAAAUCUUCAAGGGAAAAGCUUUGUGAUCAGCUAUACGCUGGAGUGUUCUUAGAUCAUAAAACUAAGAAAUAUUGGGUAGAGAAGAAGUGUAACGCCAACUGUUUCAUGUUGUAUGCAAGAGCACUGUCAAUCACCUGGGGUGAAAAUCAAAUUUAUUGGAAAUGGAUACAGCAAAAAGAUGCCAGUGGCUCAGUGACUGAGGUGGCUGAACUGAAGAGUGUAUGUUGGCUAGAAGUGCAUGGAAAAUUUGACACAAGAAAGCUUUCACCAGGAAUUUUGUAUCAAGUUUCAUUUGUUAUAAUGUUGAAAGAUCCAGCUGAAGGUUGGGAACUUCCAGUAAAUGUUAGACUUGUCCUUCCUGGAGGAAAGAAUCAGCUACACAAGGAAAGUUUAAUAGACAAGUUAAGGGCACGGUGGAUAGAGAUUCCAGUUGGUGAGUUUGUAGCAUCUGAAAAAGAUGUUGGUGAUGCAGAGGUAUCUAUGUAUGAAUAUGAAGGUGGUAUGUGGAAGCGGGGUCUUAUCAUCAAAGGGGUUGCCAUCAAACCAAAGGAAUAAGAAAUAUAUAUUUAUGUAACGUAAUGUGGGAAGAAAGCUUACUUUCAUUAUUAUAAUAAAUAGAACAAAUAAAUCACCACCAAGAGUCCUUUUUUGUAUUUCAUAAUAUCAUACCAUACUGCAGUAUACCAUUGUCAGGGCGAAGGGGAGGGUUCCAAGUUUGGCACACCAGAGACAUUUGCCUGUUACAAAUAUCAUAAACUCAAUAUUACACAUUAGUGUCCCAACAUAUUACUAAGUAAUGUUCCAUAAUUGUGUUAUAUCACUAAAUGAUUAUCUGCUAAUUUUGCAUUGCUUAA
Cicer arietinum (chickpea) is the source of this 1241-nucleotide messenger RNA. RefSeq names its product protein PHLOEM PROTEIN 2-LIKE A1-like. Gene Ontology annotation, molecular function: carbohydrate binding. The record is from RefSeq and is a predicted model, not a curated record. NCBI's taxonomy places the organism in Eukaryota, Viridiplantae, Streptophyta, Magnoliopsida, Fabales, Fabaceae.